AUGGCGUCAUCAACUCUUACCUCCAAAUCAAACCCAAAGAGGCCCACUGGCCGAGUCCCAUCGCACCGCACUCGCACAUCCUUGGACCUGCCCGAGCGAUACAGGAACAUGUAUAUCGACGAUGAUGGAGAUGAUGGUACCUGCGAUGGCGAGGCCUUUCCACAGCAAAGUAUCUAUGGAAUGCUGGCUGCUACGCAGUCCAAGGCAAAUCACCCGAGUCGACUUCAACAAGACAGCGGAAGCGAAAGUGAGAGCGAGCGUGAGCAUGUGAAAACCCAGGCUCGGGCCAGUGAAGAUAGCAUCAAGAAGAGCAGGGUCAAACAAGCGGAGCGGAGGCAUGAUCGAGACAAGGCGGCAUACAAACAACCCAACAAGCUUGCGAAGAGUGUCAUGGCACCAGUCAAGGAUCGGACAGACUCGUUAGGUCAAGAUCCGAUGACACAAUCGCAGUUCUUACCUCCUCGCGAGCAAACCUCACCGUCUAUCGAGCGGCCAGCUUCCGUGCCGACCGACAAGCCGUUUCGCAAAGACUCGCCCAUCCUCGACCGCAAACUUCAGGCCAUGGCGCGAGCUGCAGAAAUGGACGCCAGAACCGCAGCGGCAUCUGGCAGCAGAAAGAGCAUGGAAGAAGGACGCAAACAAGAAGCAUCACAGUCCCCUGCACAGGUGGUCGCUACCAUUUUCAAGUUCGACGAGCCUGAGGAGGUCCAUGCGCGGUUCUCCUGUUGGUACCUCCAGAAUGUGCUCCUUGAGGGUGACUUGUUCGUCACGGCAAAGCAUGUAUGCUUUUACUGCUAUCUGGGCACGAAGGACAAUACCGCUAUUAAAGCUGGACCGUUGAGCAAGCGCGGAAAACAUAGCUUCACCUACUACCCUUACCACUUUGUUCUCCAAGGAGAUAUGUUUUGUUACUACAGAAGCGCUGCCGAGCCGUACUCACCGCGCGGUCUCGUUGACCUUCGGUUGGCCAUCGCUGCAGAGAUAACCGAUGAGGAACAUGGUGGCGACGGCACAUACUUUACCGUCACGACAAACGACAGGGUCUACGAAUACCGCGCGGACACACCCUCUUCGGCAAAAGAGUGGGUGAAGACAUUGCGUGAUGUCAUCUUCAGGAGAAACAACGCAGGACACUCCGUCAAGAUCACGAUUCUAAUCAAGGAUAUUGUCGAUGUGGAGCAGACCGAUCUAUUGGAAGGCGCCGAGAUGGUCAAGCUGCGCGUCAUGACCAGCGACGAUACAUUUGCUCUCGACGAGUAUUUCUUCUCCUUCUUGGAACAGGAGAGUGCAGCUGUUGAGACCUUGAAGUCGUUGGUUCAGGUCAGCGAUGACAAGAAACCAGACACUAUUGGAGAGGACAUGGCCCAGCCGGAGUUGUCUUCGAAGACAAAGGCGAUAGUUGGCUCUCCAAAUGCUAAGUCUGCCGCGCGCCACAUACCCUCAAGCUCCAACCGGAACCUGAGGAACAGCGUCUCUAGUAACGAGGCGCAACGACCGUCAGAAUCGCCUGGGCCAGAGUCCAUGGAGGACUCCACGGAAAGCUUCGUCACGUCUUCAGAGCAUCCAAGUGAUUCUGCGAAUGAAGAGUCCGUAGACGCUCACAUGUCUGCAAGCCAGAUGCUCUUUGAUGAUGGCAUGUUCCAGCGACCGACAUUGAGACGCCCUCAGCCGCACCCUGUCGAAGAACACGAAGAUGAAUCAGACGACUCUUCUCGCGCGCCAAGCACAGAUCGUGCCCGUUUUCAGCCCUCUACGCGCCAAGCGGGCGACGGGACGAUCGAAGUGAACCAGGAUCUCAAACACCGGGCGAGCGGCGAACCUGGCAAGACUGCCAGUGCAGCAACAGACCCGAAUGCCCAAUUGGCCCAGCGGUCUUCUCGUGGCAGCCUUGUACGCGGAAUAUCCACGCCUAUCACGACUGUCGCAGGCAUGGUUCGAUCGUCUGGUAAAGCAAUGAGCUCGUAUCUCAGCAGUAGCCCGGGAAGCUAUGUGAGCAAUUGGUCGGCUGCAAUGGCGGGAGGAAAGCGGCACUAUACUGAUGCUGAAGGUCUGGCGCCAGACGACAGCGUUCGUGACCCCGAUCAAGAGGGAGAUGUGGCUGCCCACGAGCAAAGUUUCCGAGCUCACUUUGCGUUGCCUGAAACAGAGAAGUUGGUUUCGGUUUUCUUCUGCUGGCUACAUCGGACGAUCCCGAUCUGGGGCAAGAUUUAUAUGGGCACGCGGCACUUCUGUUUUCGCAGUUUGUGGUACGGGACCAAAACAAAGAUUGUUCUCCCUUACAAAGACAUUAUCAACGCGCAGAAGUCGAGGGGAUUUCGCUGGGGCUCUCAGGGCAUGGUGCUCGUGAUUCGUGGUCACGAGGAGCUCUUCUUCGACUUCGCCGAAGGACUGCGUGACGAUGCCACUGUCCUCGUGCUGAAGGCUGUUGAGAAGGCUGCGGAGGCGAUUGAGCCUACGACACUAACCACGGAAGAGACAGAAAUUGCCGAUGCCGCUGCCGCUGAAAACUGCUUGCUGCAAAAUCUUAAGAAGGGUGGAUGUGCUAACGAAGACGUUCAGUUGCCAGGAGACCCAGACAACGACAGAUUUGCGCCUGGACGCGUCAUCAUCGACGAAAAAGAAACAGGAACGGUCGAAUGGAAACCCAAGAAGCCGCUGCGGAUCACCUGUCUCACCAUUGGCACGCGAGGAGACGUGCAACCAUAUGUCGCGCUUUGCAAAGGCUUGCAAGCAGAAGGCCACAGACCCAGAAUUGCAACGCACGCCGAGUUCAAAGGAUUCGUGGAAGAGCACGGAAUUGAGUUCGCAGAGGUGGCUGGUGAUCCUGCCGUCUUGAUGAAGCUAUGCGUUGAGAACGGCAUGUUCUCGCCCAAAUUCUUCAUUGAGGUCAACUCAAAGUUUCGAGGCUGGCUACAAGAGCUACUAGAGACGGCAUGGGAGGGUUGCCAGGGCUCAGACGUCCUCAUUGAGAGUCCGUCUGCGAUGUGCGGAAUACACAUUGCUGAAGCGCUGCAAAUACCUUACUUCCGCGCCUUCACCAUGCCGUGGACGAGGACCCGUGCCUACCCUCAUGCGUUCUCUGUUCCAGCGGCCAAUAUCAAGCGAGGAGGCAACUAUAAUUAUAUGACGUACACGUUUUUCGACAACAUCUUUUGGGGCAUGACAGCAAGCCAGGUCAAUAAGUGGCGCGCCAAGACGCUGGGCUUGGGACCAACGGGCUUGGACAGGAUGGAGCAGAACAAGGUGCCGUUCUUGUAUAACUUCUCAUCGCACGUCGUUCCCCCGCCACUGGACUUCAGCCCUUGGAUCCACGUCACUGGAUACUGGUUCUUGGACACCAGCAAAGACUACCAGCCGCCAGAGGAUCUGGCUGCUUUCAUCAAGAAGUCCAAGGAUCAGAAGCGGAGAAUUGUUUACAUCGGUUUUGGAUCCGUCACUGUUCAGGAUUCAAAGUUGCUCAUGCAGCAGAUCGUGGCCGCUGUCAAGGACGCUGACAUUGACUGUGUACUCGCUAAGGGUUGGUCUGACCGAAUGGACAAGGAUAAGGAUCAAGGAGACGAAGUUGAACUCCCAGCCUGUGUGUUCCGUAUCAAGGCUGCACCUCACGAUUGGCUCUUUGCGCAGAUGGAUGCCGUGGUCCACCAUGGCGGCGCUGGCACCACAGGUGCAUCGCUCCGUGCUGGAGUUCCAACACUGAUUCGGCCGUUCUUCGGCGAUCAAUUCUUCUUCGCCUCCCGUGUUGACGAUCUGGGCGUGGGCAAGUGGCUUCACAAGCUCACAGCGAAGGCUCUCAGCAGAGACUUGUGGAUAGCAACCCAUGAUCAGCGCAUGCGCAAAAAGGCUGCGGCUCUCGGUGAAGCAAUUCGCGCUCAAGAUGGCGUAAAACAGGCGAUCAAUGCAUUGUAUGGGGAGAUGCCACGGGCCAUGGCCAAUAUCAAGAAGUCUGGCAAGAAGAAGUCGAAGCUUGCUGCUUCUUCGACCGACGGCAGCGAGGACAUGCAAGUCUCGGACACGGAGGAGAACUGGACUUUCUUGGACAGCAGCGGGAUGGAGGUUGGGGAUGUCGAGCCUGCUCUUGACAAGGUUGCUGCUGCUGCUACCACGACUGACGUCGGUCCGGCGGACAAGAGCAAAGGCAAGCAGUCUGCUGCUCCUUCUUCUGGACCGACGAAGAUGAUGAGAGGACGUGGUUGA
Molecule: messenger RNA, 4194 nt
Organism: Lecanosticta acicola
Lineage: Eukaryota; Fungi; Ascomycota; Dothideomycetes; Mycosphaerellales; Mycosphaerellaceae
Source: the annotation of a GenBank genome assembly